Messenger RNA from Lichtheimia ornata, 1095 nucleotides. RefSeq names its product mannose-1-phosphate guanyltransferase. Gene Ontology annotation, cellular component: cytoplasm. Gene Ontology annotation, biological process: GDP-mannose biosynthetic process; cell wall mannoprotein biosynthetic process. NCBI's taxonomy places the organism in Eukaryota, Fungi, Mucoromycota, Mucoromycetes, Mucorales, Lichtheimiaceae. Gene Ontology annotation, molecular function: mannose-1-phosphate guanylyltransferase (GTP) activity; GTP binding. The coding region runs from base 1 to 1095 and encodes 364 amino acids. The record is from RefSeq and is a predicted model, not a curated record. The transcript has 5 exons.
AUGAAGGCACUUAUUCUUGUUGGUGGUUUUGGUACACGUCUUCGACCUCUUACCCUUACACUUCCCAAGCCUCUCGUGGAAUUUGCCAACAAGCCCAUGAUUUUGCACCAAAUUGAACACCUUGCAAAGGCUGGUGUCACCGAUAUUGUGUUGGCUGUCAACUAUCGUCCUGAGAUCAUGGUAUCCACGUUGAAAAAGUACGAGCAAGAAUUUGGUGUCACCAUUACAUUUUCGGUUGAAACCGAGCCUUUGGGCACUGCUGGACCCCUGGCAUUGGCAAGAGACAUUCUCGCCAAAGACGAUAGCCCUUUCUUUGUUCUCAACAGCGACAUCAUUUGUGAUUAUCCAUUUGAACAACUCCGUGAUUUUCAUUUGAGUCAUGGAAAUGAGGGAACCAUUGUGGUGACCAAAGUGGAUGAUCCAUCAAAAUAUGGUGUCAUUGUUAACUGCCCCGGUGGAAGCACACAAAUUGAGCGCUUUGUGGAAAAACCAAAGGAGUUUAUCAGCAACAAGAUCAAUGCCGGUAUUUACGUUUUGAGCCCACGGGUACUAGAUCGCAUCGAGUUGAAACCAACUUCCAUUGAAAAGGAAGUCUUCCCCUAUAUCGCCAAUGAUGGCCAAUUGCACACGUUUGAUCUCGAAGGCUUUUGGAUGGAUGUUGGUCAACCCAAGGACUUUUUGAGUGGAACUUGCUUAUAUCUCAGCCAUCUUUCCAAGAAGCAUCCUGAACAAUUAGCCAACACCGAUACCGAUUAUGUUCACAAGGGCAAUGUCAUGGUGCAUCCAUCAGCCAAGAUAGGAAAGGGAUGCCGUAUUGGGCCAAAUGUAGUGAUUGGACCUGAUGUUCAAGUGGGUGAUGGUGUACGUUUGCAGCGAUGCGUCAUUCUUCAGGGCGCAAAGGUGAAGGAUUAUGCUUGGGUUCAAUCUAGCAUUGUUGGGUGGCAUUCAUCAGUGGGUCGAUGGUCGCGCUUGGAGGGCUGCUCUGUUCUUGGUGACGACGUGACCAUUAACGACGAGAUCUAUGUCAAUGGAGGUUCCAUUCUUCCACAUAAGGGGAUCUCAACCAAUAUUACGGAACCCAAGAUCAUCAUGUAA